CGGGAGUGAGUGAGGCGGCCUCCGCAGGGGCGGCCGGGGGGCUUCCCCUUGGUCCCUUCUCGGCCCCUCCGCGUGGGGAGGGCAAAGUCCGCGGGGCGAGGAGAUGAUCGAGAUGGCGGCCGAGAAGGAGCCCUUUCUGGUGCCGGCCCCGCCGCCGCCGCUCAGAGAUGAGUCGGGCGGAGGGGGCGGCCCCGAGGUGCGGCCGCCCCGGGACGGGACGGAACGCGGGCCGGGCCCACGCGCGCCCUCGGCCGGCGGCGGCAGCGGAGGGGGCGGCCCCCAGGCCCAGGCGCCCGGGGAGCCCCGCGGGGAGGAGCGCCGGGGAGGGGGCGGGACGGACCUGGGCCCCCCGGCCCCUCCUCGGCCCCGCAAUGGCUACCAGCCCCACCGACCCCCCGGGGGUGGCGGGGGCAAGAGGAGAAAUAGCUGUAACGUCGGGGGAGGCAGCGGUGGCGGCUUCAAACAUCCGGCCUUCAAGAGGCGCCGGCGGGUGAAUUCGGACUGCGACUCGGUGUUACCCUCCAAUUUCCUUCUGGGGGGCAAUAUAUUUGACCCGCUGAACCUGAAUAGCCUCCUGGAUGAGGAAGUCAGCCGAGCGCUCAAUGCGGAGACCCCAAAGUCAUCCCCACUUCCGGCCAAGGGGCGAGACCCUGUGGAGAUCCUCAUCCCCAAAGAUAUCACUGACCCGCUCAGUCUCAACACUUGCACUGAUGAGGCCCACGUAGUUCUUGCCUCGCCACUCAAGAUUGGUCGCAAGCGCCAUAGACACCGGGGACCGCACCACCAGCAGCAGCAGGCACCUGGAGGGAACGAUAGCCACGCCGUGCUGCCCACUGACCCUCUCACCCCCUCACUCCACGGGGAGGGUGCCACGCAGCAGCAGCAGCAGCAGCAGCAGCACCGGGACCGGGGCCUGAACCGAGAUGCCCCUCAACCUUAUGAACUCAACACAGCCAUCAACUGCAGGGAUGAGGUUGUGUCUCCCCUUCCCUCUGCCCUGCAGGGCUCCUCAGGCUCCCUUUCUGCCCCUCCAGCUGCCUCAGUUACCUCUGCACCUUCAUCUUCCUCCUCCCGACAUCGCAAACGUCGCAGGACUUCCAGCAAGUCGGAGGCAGGGGCUAGGGGUGGAAGCCAGGGUUCCAAGGAGAAGGGCAGAGGGAGUGGGGGAGGCCGUCAUCAUCACCCACUACCUGCCACUGGCUUCAAAAAGCAGCAGCAAAAGUUCCAGUAUGGGAACUACUGCAAGUACUAUGGUUAUCGCAAUCCUUCCUGCGAGGACGUGCGCCUUAGGGUAUUGAAGCCCGAGUGGUUUCAAGGCCGGGACGUUCUAGAUCUGGGCUGCAAUGUUGGCCAUCUGACCCUAAGUAUUGCCUGCAAGUGGGGCCCAGCCCGUAUGGUGGGGCUGGACAUUGAUCCACGGCUUAUCCAUUCUGCCCGCCAAAAUAUCCGACACUACCUGUCUGAGGAGCUUCGUCUCCAAGCCCAGACUUCUGAGGGUAACCCAGGGACAGAGGGGGAGGAAGGGACUACCACUGUCCGAAAAAGGAGCUGCUUCCCAGCCUCACUGACAGCCAGCCGGGGUCCCAUCGCUGCACCCCAAGUGCCCUUGGAUGGAGCAGACACAUCUGUCUUCCCCAACAAUGUCGUCUUCGUCACGGGUAACUAUAUCCUGGACCGAGAUGAGCUGGUGGAUGCCCAAAGACCUGAGUAUGAUGUGGUGCUCUGCCUCAGCCUCACCAAGUGGGUGCACCUGAACUGGGGUGACGAGGGGCUGAAGCGCAUGUUCCGCCGGAUCUACCGCCAUCUGCGCCCUGGGGGCAUUCUGGUCCUGGAGCCCCAACCAUGGUCCUCCUACUGCAGGAGAAAGUCUCUGACGGAAACAAUCUAUAAGAACUACUUUCGAAUCCAGCUGAAGCCAGAACAGUUCAGUUCUUACCUGACAUCUCCAGAGGUGGGCUUCUCCAGCUAUGAGCUUGUGGCCACACCGAGUAACACCUCCAGAGGCUUCCAGCGUCCUGUGUACUUGUUCCACAAGGCCCGUUCCCCCAGCCACUAAGUGGCCUUCUGAACAGAAGGUGUGAAGAGGCUGCCCUUGCUGCUCCUGAGGAUCUGGGGGAAGAGGAAAUUAUCCCAAGGUCUUUCCUGUCUAACUCCAAAAAGUUUCCUUUCUUGGAUCUGUAAAGAGAGCUUUUCUUAAGUUGCUUCUCCCAAGUUUUCUCCCUGACACCUCUGGCACUUGAGUAAGGCCAGCUGUGCUGGAAUUACAUCAGCUUCCUCUCCCAGCCUGCUGGGCUGGAUGGCAUGGACUGUUUGCUGACUGUCCUCCUAGGGCAUGGGAAGGGAGAAUGUCCAGUGUUCUAGGCCCUUCCUCCUGCUCUCCAAAGGAGAGUCCUGCUUCUCAGCCUUUGUUCCUAGCUGCACUUAAGUGGACCAUGGAUGGACUAAGGGUGUUAGAGGGGAAGUUUGGUGAGGAGACACAGGUCCUGUGAAAACCCUUCUUUCUGCUGUCCCCUGUGGGAAAAGGGCUGGUUUGGAAUGUGAGAACAGCACAAUAAACUUGACAGCUAGGGCAGUGGCCCUGCACCUGUGUCCGCA
This is a messenger RNA of Onychomys torridus (southern grasshopper mouse), 2595 nucleotides long. RefSeq names its product methylphosphate capping enzyme (gene Mepce). The record is from RefSeq and is a predicted model, not a curated record. Lineage: Eukaryota; Metazoa; Chordata; Mammalia; Rodentia; Cricetidae. Gene Ontology annotation, molecular function: RNA methyltransferase activity; snRNA binding; O-methyltransferase activity. The transcript has 4 exons. Gene Ontology annotation, biological process: snRNA modification. Bases 104 to 2056 code for a protein of 650 amino acids.